GAUUCGCAUCUGAAUGAGGCGCUCCCGGCUCAUAGUCUGAGAGCCCCGAGAGAGCAAGUCAGUCAGGUUGAAGCAGGGAAGUAUAGGGAACCACGGUAAAGGGAGCUCCUCUACCGCAGUCUGGAUUCUGCUGGAUAGCUAUUUGUUGAUAAAAGGAGGCUCCGGCCACCAGGGCCAGAAUCAAACCAUGGAGAGUCAGAUCGCUCGCUGCAAGAUUGUUGUGGUUGGUGAUGCACAGUGUGGAAAAACUACUUUAUUGCACGUUUUUGCCAAGGAUUGUUAUCCAGAGAAUUAUGUCCCCACUGUGUUUGAGAACUAUACGGCGAGUUUUGAAAUUGACAAGCAAAGGAUCGAACUAAACAUGUGGGAUACUUCAGGAUCAGCAUAUUAUGACAACGUUCGCCCGCUGGCCUAUCCUGACUCAGAUGCAGUGCUAAUCUGUUUUGACAUCAGUCGUCCGGAGACUCUAGACAGUGUUUUAAAGAAGUGGCAAAGUGAGACCCAGGAGUUCUGUCCCAGUGCCAAAGUGUUGGUGGUUGGGUGUAAGAUUGACAUGAGGACAGAUCUGAAUGUCCUGAGGGAACUCUCCAAGCAGAGGCUUAUUCCAGUUACACAUGAACAGGGCAGUACAGUGGCUCGGCAAAUAGGAGCAACGGCCUAUGUGGAAUGUUCAUCUAAAGCUUCUGAGAACAGUGUCCGUGAUGUAUUUCAUGUUACAACCCUGGCUUCUGUAAAUAAGAUGCAAAAAAAUCUGAAACGCAGUAAUUCCAAGCGGGGGUUAAAGAGGGUAUCGCAAAUGCCUGCAAGGACAGACUUACUGGAUGAUUCGGAGAUCAGAAAGGACCGUGCUAAAAGCUGCUCAGUAAUGUGAAGAACGGACACAAAAUUAUUUGUAUUUAUUCUGCAUUUUGUACAGUAACUGGCACAGGAACAACAGGAUUGUUGCCAAGUCCAAGGUCGGUAUCCAAGGCUUUUCCUGGAGCCUCGGCCUCAAAACUGGCGAUUUCUGAAUCCAGAGAGCUGUUGCUUAUUUAUGAGGCUUGCAGAUUGACUGUUGCUGUGUUGGCUUCUUGUGGAAAGGAACUAAUGAAGAGGAAGAUUAACCAAGUGUUUGAAUGUUUGUGAAGCUGUGUUGCUAAGGGAGAUGUGGGCUGUUUGUAUUGAGAACUGAAUUUCUACAGGGACUGUAGGAAAGAUUGAUGGCAGUGAUAGUUUUUGUGUUGUGAAGUAAAAAUGUAUGACAGUCACUUUGGAUAUUGCCUUUUAAAACAAACUCUAUAUAGGACUCUAACAAAUGCACACCAAAUAUAAUAUUCCCAUUUUUUCAUUACCUUCAGAAUUUUAGCAUUACAUCAGUGUUUGCACUAAACUUUCAUAGACUCUGAUAGGGAAUGUUGUACACAUUUGGAAUUCUUAUGGAUUAGGAGACAUUGCAUUCCUCAUCCAUUAUAAAGAAAUUAUGUAAAGAACUAAAAUUCCCUCUUGUCAAAUUGUGCCUUCAUCCCCUGGUAUUGGAGGAUUUGCUGCUGAUGCUGUUACACAGCUACCCAGAGCUACAGAGAAAUGACAUAGUGCUGGGGUUUCUAGUGUUUCCUAAUGUGAAGCUGAAAAGCUCUCUUAUGGAAAAUUAAAGUACUUAAUAGGAAUUCAUCCUUGGUUGUACGUGCUGAAAGGAUUCUCUGGUAUCAUCUGUGCAUUUAAUUUACUUCUGAAAUUCAAUUCCAUUGACUUCAAAGGAACCGAAUGUUGGAUACUGACUCCAAAAUACACACAUUACAUUGCCUUUUACCACAUCGGUUGUUUAGUACAUACAACAGAGGAUGAAUUUCAGCUCCAUGUAAAAAUUUUAACGUGUGUAAAUUAACACUCUUUCCAAAUGGAAAGAGACCAGGACAGAUUUUCUGUGAUUGCGUGUCUCACCAAAAUCAUUACUGGUUCAGUCAGACAACAGCUGAGGGUCAAUCUUCACCUUUCACCUUGUCCUUUCUCAAAAUAUUAUGUUAUGCUCCAUACCACAGUUCAAAUAGAAUGAGUUUAACACUGUCCAUUGAUGGGUUUGCCCUUUGUACAAUCCUUACAGAGAGUCUCCAAUACUUUGAAGCAAUUGGUUGGAUUCCUCUCACCAUCCAGCAUUUGUGAAUGGCCUUUUUGAAUACUUCUGGAAGUGUCCAAUUCAUCAUUUGUCAAAAAUAGUUAAUGAGCAGUUCGUAGUUAGAUUCACCACAUUUUUUAUAACUCGCCUUAAGGCGCUUCUGUACUUCAACGGCAACUGAAGGAAAAAUCAAAGUUGACCUUAUAGGUAAUCUAAGCUUCCUGUGACAGUCAAUUCUAGGUUUGCUCCACUGGGAUGAAGUUCUGUGAUCAUUUUAUGAUGUACUUGAUCUGAGUAUUGAACCACCUUGUCAUUCUCCUAGGGGACAUGUAGAGAGGCUCAAAUGGUUGUAUCCUCUGCUGCUAUAAGUGGUUCAGCAUAAAGGUGACAAAGUGCUGGAGAUACUCAGCAGUUUGGGUACCUUCUGUGGAGUGAAAAAUGCAGGGAAGGGGCAAGGGGGGAAGGAACAAAAGAGAAGGCGUGUGAUAAAGUAUCAGCAAAAGUGAGAUUAAUGAUACAAAGUAAAAGGUGAUAAUGGGACGUAAAACACGCAAUAUAGUUCUAAAGGAAGUGUAGAUGGAAAUAGAUGAAUUGUAUGUUUCAUUUCCCACACUUUCAUACUCGCCCCCUUCCCUUCCCUCCCAGAAACAUAAUAGGUUCCUUUGCCUUUCCAUCCCAUUGGCUUUUACAUUCAGUGAAUCAUCCUCCACCGUUCCUGCCACUCCAGUUUUGUAACAUUCUCCCUUCCUUCUACCUAUUGCUCAACUUUCUCUCUCUCUCUUUUGUUUUUUCUUUUGCUUUCUCAUUCUCUGGAUGCUGUCUGAUCUGCAGAAGGUUCCCAGAACUUCCUUCCUUUAAUUUCAGGUUUCCAACUUCUGUGGUAUUUUGUAAGAAUUCUGACAUUGGACCGAAAUAGACAGCAUUCCUUCGGUUUAUCCCAAAUUGCAUUAAUAUUUUCCAUUUUACAAGAAAUUUAUUAUCUUAUCAGUUACAUGAUCUUGGUCAUAAACUAGAAUGGCAUUAACCAAGGAAUUAUUGCAAUGGAAUCGCUGGCCCUGUUAUGAGAAUGUGGCUUGACACAAAUUCAUAUUCAUGCAUCUUCAAUAAAAUAACAAUUGAGAAUUUCCAGCAUUUUCUGUCUUUAUAACAAGUGACUGGAGUUAUGAAUCAUUUCAUCAUACUAGAUGGUGCUACCUUGGACUGGGAAAUGGCUCCAUGAGCAAUAACGACCCUUGAAUGCACUACCAUAGCACUAAGUCUUGGCCUGCGAACCAAGAUAGUGACUGUUGGUGGAUAACUGGAUAUGAGAGGCUUCACAAUUGCUUCUGGUUCCCACUUUUGUCCAACAUUAACACUGUUGUCCUUUCCAACCCUGCCGCAAAAGAAGAAAAAGGAGGAAAUACACAUGGCACCUGACCCCACUUACAUGUAAGUCUAUCUUUAAUUCACAUGACAUUCAAAAGCCACUCCCAGAUAUUCAUUGUUCUUUCCAUGCCUGAAAGUCCCCUGUAGCACAAUCCUGAUUAUUCAUGGCACAUGACAGCUCGUCAACACAUACAUUCCAUUGUAAUCACUCUUCAUGAGUUUACGAAACAAUCACCUGUUAGCACUUGCUUUGUAUGAGUAGACCUGCUCUGCUUUCCCACAGAAUUGUGCUGUUAAUUGGAGUGUAUUGUAAAUUUAGAAAAGCUAUUAAGACUGCAAGCCCUUGCAAUAAGUACAAUUUGCAGGUGGGGAUAGGUGUGCGUUAUUAUACGUCUAUGCAAUUUGAGUCAAACAAAGGCCAUUUUAACUAGAGCAGGAUUUUGGAAAUGCCACUCCCACAGUUGGACAAUGUGAAUCGAGUUUUGCCUCAGUGGAGCAAGACUGAGGUCCAUGGAAGAGCCAACUGAAAAUCAUAAGCACAUUCAUGCAGAACGAAUUUAAGUUUCUACUAUAGAUAGGGACAGGAAACAUUAAACCUCAAACAAGAGAGACUGCAGAUGCAGGAAAUCUGGAGCAACACACACAGUCCUGAUGAAGGGUCUCGGCCCGAAACAUCGACUGUUCAUUUCCCUCCAAUAGCUGCUGCCUGACCUGCUGAGUUCCUCCAGCAUUUCGUGUGUGUAACCUCAAAUAUGUCACGGGGCCCAAACACUCAAUUACAAGUCCCAUCCAGUAUGAUGAAAUAUGUUCAUUAAACUUGAGUGUUUUAAAAAUCAUUUUCAUAAAUGACAAAAAUCACUCAUCUUGUCCUAAGUUGUGGCUUUCUGAUGAAUGUUACCUUGACUUUGUUUAAUGCUGCUCUGUCAACGCAUGCUCUUAAUUCUUAGGCAGUCCCUUGAGAUUGAGGAUGACUUGCUUCCACCAUUGUUUAGGAAUGACUAAUAAGGCCAGAUUGGGACCCACAGAUUCUGCCAACAUUUUGUGCAGGAGGUACGCCCAUGGUCUCAAAGAAGAUGCUUUUCAAAGCAUUUCCUUUUCUCCAGUGACUAAAACAUUCAGAACUACAAUCACCACAUUUCAAUCAUCUUAAAAGAUUUCGUGCACAUUGAAAGCUUUCCCUUUAACUUGGUCCGGAGCUACUGCCAAUUCAAAUUAGUUCAAAUGGGAAUGAGAUCGCUCUCAAAUGGAAGCAGAUCAAUUUGAGAGCACCAUCCCUUCUGCUUCUGCACAGGCUCCAUUUAAUAAUAGGCCAGUCUGAGUUGAAAUCCCAUUUUUUCACUCCCCACUUACAGAAUCAAUCAAUCUUAACAUUAAUCUUUCAACAAAGUCUGAUCUUUUGAGAGGGUUAAAGACCCCUUGUUCAUUUUUGUAACUUUUUUUUCCCCUUUUACUUCAGAGUCACUUACAACAUUGGUCUGAUAAUUUGAUUUUCUUUUCGGAUCAUUUCAUUACUUGGCUGUGUUAUUUACAUUACAUAGUUACUGCACAUUUCACUUUGUUCCAGUGCCAAAAGUCACUUGGUUUCCAGAAGUGAUUUACUUUUUUCCUUUCAUUCAUGGGAUGCAGAGAUUACUGUCAUUGCUAGAACUUAUUAUCCACCCCUUAUUGUCCCAUGAACCAAAGAGUUCAUUAAGAGCUGUCCAGAUUUGUGGGUCCAGAGGCACUUAAUGGCCAGGACAGGUAAGGAUGGCAGUUUUCUUUUACCAAAAGAUAUCAGUAAAUUAAUUGAAGUUAAAAACAUCUAACAUUACCUUGGUUCCUAUCAUUGUUAUCCAUUUUAAUAAAUCUUAUUCAACUACUUGCUGAGCUGACACCAUGAGAUUUGAACUUGUGUCCCUGAAUCAUUAGUCUGGGCCUCUGGAUGUUAGUCCUGUAACAUAAUCACUGUGCUACUUCUAUGGUGAAUUUGUAUUCCACACAUCUGCCUUUGGUGUGAAAUUGAAAACUCUUUGCACUGCUGCUAAGCUUGACGGAGAGUAAAGCAGGUGUGAAAGCCUAAUGUGAAGCACCCCGUAGUUCCUCUUUCGAAGAAUUUUAUUCUGGAUUCUGGGGUUUUUAUUUAGUGUUUAGGUGUACUGCUGGUGUGCCAGUGACAAGUAGAAGGUGGGGCUCUCACUUUAAAUGUGCUCUGAUGUCCCAUUAAAGCCAUCACCUGAAAGUAUUUACCCUUUUUAUGCUUUGAAGUGUCACCAUAUAAUUCAGCAUGAAUCCUUCAAUAACUGAUGUCUGCCAUUACUCCACCCACUAUUUUAAAAAAGAUAUUAAGUUACUGAAAACAAAGAGAUAAAAAUAGUAGGCAGAGAUAUUUCAAUACAAAUUAUUGAACUGUUACAACGCAGAAGGAGGUCUUUUGUCUCAUUGGGUUUGUGCCAGGUCUUUGAGCAAUUCAUUCAGCUCAUCUCUCACUCUUACAUAGAAACAUAGAAAACCUACCCCAAGCCUCUGCAAUUUAUUUUUCCUCAACUGCCUUUUGAAAGCUCAGAAUCUGUCUCUACCACCCUUUUAGGCAGUGAAUUCCCAAUGGAACGUAGAAUAGUACAGCACAGUACAGGUGCUUCGGCCCAUGAUGUUGUGCCAACCUAUACAAACCUACCCCACGACUAAUCUAACCCUUCCCUCCUACACAGCCCACAAGCCUCCUUUUUUCUUACAUCCAUGUGCCUAUCCAAGAAUCUUUUAAAUGUCCCAAUUGUAUCAGCCUCUACCACCACUCCCGGCAGUGCGUUCUGCGCACCCACCACUCUCUGUGUGGGGGAAAAAAAACCUACCUCUGAUAUCUCUUAACCUUUAUCCACUCACCUUAAACGGAUGUCCUCUGGUAUUGGCCAUUACCGCCCUGGGAAAAAGGUGCUGGCUGUCCACUCUGUCUAUACCUCUCAUAAUUUUAUACAUCUCUAUCAAGUCGCCUCUCAUCCUGCAUUGCUCUAAAGAGAAAAGCCCUAGCUUGCUCAACCUUUCCUCAUAGGACAUGUUCUCUAAUCCAAGAAACAUCCUGGGAAAUCUCCUCUGCACCAUCUCUAAAGCUUCCACAUCCUCAGAACAAGGUCAUAAACACUCUUUUACAAAAAAAAAUCACACCCUUUUUGUAUCCUUUGCUCAUCAUUUUGAAUUGGUGCUCUCUCCCCCCGCUCCCCUCAAUCCACCUCUCUCCCCGACCUUCAACCAUCAUCUAAAGGGGACAGGUCUCCUCUACUUAUUCUCUCCAAACUCAUGGUUCUUAAACAUUUCUGUUAAAUUUCCUCUCAACCUUCACUCUGAAGAGGACAACCCUAGCUGUUCCAGUUUAACCAUGUGGCUGAAAUGCCUCCUCCCUAAACUACCCUAUCAAAUCUUUUCUGCAACUUUUCCAGGAUCUUCACACCCUCUGUAAGGUGUUGGAUGCAGUGCUCCAAUUGUGGUCAAAUCUGUGGUUUUUAAAGGUUUAACAUAACCUCCCUGCUUAUGUACUCUCUGCCUCUAUUUAAGAGGCUCAGGAUUCCAUAUAUUUCACUGGCUGUUCUUUCAACACAUCCUCCCACUUGCAAAGAUUCGUGGACACGUACACACUGGUCUCUCUAUUCCUGCACAGCUCAGGACAGUGCCAUUUUCUCAGUAUUAUUUCAUUCUACCAACAUAUAUCACUUCACACUUCUCUGCAUUAAAUUUCACCUGCCACCUGUGUGUCCAUCCUGCCAGCCUAUUGCUUUCUUUUUGCAAUCCAUUACAAGCAUCCAAAUUUUCUGUCAUUUGCAAAUUACGAAAUUUCAUCCUGCACACCAGUUUCCAAGGCUUUCAUAUAUUUCUUAAAACAUAGUGGUAUUGGCACUGAUCUCUGGAGAACUCCACUGUCUGAUAUCAUCCAGUCUGAGAAACAAAGGUUUACUCUGACUCUCCACCUUCUAUCCUUAAUCCACUUUCUUAUCCAUGCUGCCACUGACUCAUAAUUCCAUGGGCUUCAAUGCUGCUAUCCAGAGAUUCACCUAAAACCGUCUGAAAAUCCACGUAACCCUCCUUUCUCUGUUCCCUCAUCAAAAAAUUUAUUCUAGCUUGUCCAAAAAGAAUUGCCUUUUCCCUGAUCUAAGCCAGUUCUCCUUCAAUAACACAGAUUUCUCCAAGUGCUAAUUAACUUUUUCUUCUUAUUACCUCUAGAUUAGGUUAAAAACUGAGGUUAAACUGGCUAGCCUGCAGAUGCUGGACAUGUACUUCAUCCCUAUUUGAAAAAGUGGAUAACAUUUACCAUUUUCCAGUCCUCUGGCACCUCUCCUGAAUGGGGAGGAUCAUUACCUUAUGGCAAGUCUUUCUGCAAUUUCCACCCUAGCUUCCCUCAGCAGCAUAGAAGACAUCUCAUCAGGACCAGUAUGCUUACUUUAAGAAUACUCACCCCUUACUGUACCUCAUCCUCAUCAGUCUUCACCCCAUUCAUUAUGUCUACUACCUGCUCUUCUGGGAUUUUGACAGCAUCCUCUUCCUCGAUAUAGAUUGAUACAUUUUAUACUCCAAGCGUGCACUCUGUCUCUAUGCAUAGAUCAAUUUAUUGAUCCCUGAUUGACCCCACCACUUUCCUUAUGACCUACUUAUAUUUACUUCCCCACAGAAAACGAUUAGGUUCCCUUACAUGUUAGCUGCCAUUCCAUUUACAUACUUUGUUUUUGCCCUUCCUGUACUCAUUUCACUUCCCCUCUCAUGCUACAUUCAGCUUGUUUCUCACUUGAAUUUUUCAUAGAUUUGUGCUGCACAGAAACAACCCCUUCAGCCCACUAUGUCCGUGCUGUUCCUUCAACCACCCAUCUGAACUAAUCCCACUCACAAGCACUUGGUCCAUAGCCUUCCAUGCCUUGGCUAUUCACGUGCUUAUCUCGUUCCUUCAAUGUUAUGAGAGUACCUGCGUCCAUUACCCCUGUGAAGGCAUUUUCACAUGAUACAUCUUGUUUUCAAUCCAUCCUCUGUCUCCUUUCUGAUCCAAGGAGCAAUGGUUUUGCCUUCCUUACAUUUCCUCCAAUUGGGAAUGUACCUCACCUGUACCUGAAACAUCUAUUUAAAGUCACCCAUUGUUCAGUUGCUUUUUAAUCUUUGGUUCCACUUUAUCCUAGCUUUAUCCCAUUAAAUUUAGUCCUUCUCCAAAUGCAGCAUUUAGAUUACUUCUUGCCCUUCUCUGUUUGUAAACUAAACCUUUUCAUAACCAUCUCUCUUCAGCUGUUUACUCAUUCUUUAGUGAUUUCGGUGCAAAAUCACGGCAGAUGAGGGAACUUCUGCAUGAUGCCCACAGGCCACAAAUCCAAACUCCCACUCACAUUUGCUGCUUCUGCUUUAAGUGUCUUAGUUUCAGUUCUAAUACCUACCAAUAGUUACAUCUUGCUCUCAGUUACAAGAGAUAAAACCUGGAGAUAAGAUAGCAAAGUUAAUGCAUUAUAUUUUUGCACAGUUUUCGAAGGAUGUGAGUUUUCUGGAUUUAUUAGAAUUCCUUUCUAAUAUUUAUCGUGAUUGCAAUAUUGUAAUACCCAAUUUAAAUUCUAGUGGUGAAAUGAAGCAAAUUUUAAGGGCCACAGAAAUCAAUCAGCUCCUUAUCCAGUUAUGACACUAAAUGUCUGUGUUGGGAGCACUUGUCUUUGACAAGGAUCUGCCCGAGAUCAUUUUAUACUAGAUUCCACUUUCUUAUAUGAACAUGAUAAUUGCUGUAAAUAGAUAUUCAUCCCCAUUUGAUUAACUAGCUAUUGAGAUAUGUGGUAAUCACACUGGUGAGUGUGGUAAUGUGGCUUGAAAGUUAAGAUUGAUUUGUUUGAAUUAAGUGAUUUGACUGGACCCGUAAAAUAUCUUGGCUGAUUGCCAAAUUUAUUUAGGUGGCCAGCCCAGCUUCUGGUGGGGAAAUCAGUAACCAUUAGAAGUUUCUAACUUCUCCAGUAUUGAGCUUCUCUGCAAAACAGUAGUAUGAUCUAAAUUAUGCAAGUUGAAAGUACCUCUAGUGUGGUAGGAUUGGGAAUUUGAGGAGGUGUGUCAGGUUUGUACACUUCUCAAGAUGGUCCAAAGAGAUGACAUUUUUUUCUGCCCUCUAUUGAUGUCACUGGCAUUUCAUCCUGGUGUGUCCUCAGGAAAUGGCUCAGAUAAUCCCAUUGUAAAUGAGCCCUCAAUAGAUUUCCAGUGUGGCCUGAUUUUGGAAAGUGGAGCAGUAUUCUAUUGAUAAAGGACUGACUGGUACACAGGAGCAACUUAUUGUCCAAGGAUAAAUAUCAUCAGGGUCCAUUCUCACAACUGCUUCUUACCCCCACCCCUGCUUGUUGGAAGAAAUCCCAUGUUGCUACACACUUAGUUAGAUAAUGGGAUUGAUCACCUAUCUCAUUCCCAGUAUUUGACACAUUGCUAGAUUUAGAAGGGACUAUGGGUAGGAACUCCACCCCAUCACAAUUUCCCACGGUGCUGUUGGAAUCUUUACCCAAGUGGUUCAUAAGACAGUUGAAGUGAAAUGAUCACUGUCAAACUUGGAUUGCAGGAUGUAGGAGCUUCAGGGUUUGAACACAGUUGAAGAGACACAAACUAAACACUUCAUCUGCACUGGUAAAUUAUAAAAUGGAAAAAAAUUAAUCAACUAGGGUUUGGAUCCAAGGCUUGUCAUUUCAGAUUCAUCCACGCCCACAUAUCCUCAAGACAGACAUUACAAUAUCAUGUUUCAUCAAACACAAUAAAAUUAAAUGGAUACACACUCUUUGCUUCUUUGAGAACUAAAAAGUCAACGGGUUCCUCCAGUGAAAGCAGUUAACAUUAUGCUGCAACAAUCACUUACAACAGUCACUGUUUUAAAGUCUGUGGAUUCAGGCUCUACUCAGGCCUAUAUUCUAGAGAGACACUUCAGUGUAUUACAAGGGAACGGAGGCCUUUGGAUGAGUUGUUAAUCCGUGAACUUCUCAGAUAAACAUAAAAAUUCUAAGACACUAUUUGAAAAAGAAAGACGGAUCUCUUGGCAUUCAGGACAGCACUUAUUCUGCAAACAACAUUACCAAAAUAUUACCUACUCAUUUAUCACAUGCGGUGUGCAGUUGCCAACCAUGCCACAUUAUAGGAUAAUGGUGGCCGUACUUCUAGAGUAAUUCUUGGCCAGUAAAGCUCUCUGGGAUAUUAUUCUUCCUUUUCUCAGCUCAAGUUCCUCAUGAACUGGAGAUUUCAACUAAGAAACCAUAAUGCCCCUAUGGCAUUUCACACAUAAUGUUGAAGCUGCAUCAUUUGAAUUUCUUUUAAAACUUAACGUCCAUUUAGGUUUUCAGCUGUGACUUCUCGUAUAAUACAGAUUUACAUAAUAAGUUCAUUUGGCUGUUACUCAGCACCAUUUUGUCAAUUGUAAAAUUAUUUUCAUUAAGAUUCCUGAUUUAACAAUUAUAGCCAUGCCAUUGUGUAACAUGUUGUGCAGUGAGUUAGCACAUUAGCCAUUAGCACCAUAAUCAUUCUACAGGGUUAUACUCAUCUGAUUCUUCUUCUGGAAUUCAAAUUGCCACUGGGCAUGUACAGAUCCUAUGCACUGUUGUCAUUUAUAUCUGCGGUUGUGCGGUAAAUGCCCUAAUUUUCAACAGAAACUAGAAAUACGUGCCCUUUGUCUCUAUUAGUAGCACACAUUAGUAGUACCUACUUUGACAUGAAUUUAUCAGACUGAAAUGAUAGAGUAGGGGAACUUGUCACAUAAUUACUUUGCCCAAUUCUGUAGUGCUAGAUUACCCAUUUAGGCGAAUCUCACUAUCUAGUUUAGUCACUGGGAUAAACCAAUUCAUAAUGUAACAAUGUAAAAUUCAAAGGUGAAAUCCCUUGCUAUGGACUGCAUGUUAGUUAGCUACAGGCCUUUUAUGCAAGGGGUAACUUUUCCCACAAAUGCUGUAAUAUUUGGUUUUAAAUGUAAUACAACCUCCAUAACUAGUGAUUUGCUAGCACUGAGAAGCUGACUAUUAUAUUUCUGGCAGAGCCUGUAGUGCUUAUCCAGUGCCUCUAUGUCUUUUCAAGGCACAAGCAACAAAAGGUUAGGCAGUGGCCAUUGAUAAUAUCCUCACUUGUUUACGUCUAACCCAUGACAAAGUUUAAAAUUGCUGCUGUCUAUGGUUGAUACCGAGCUGUGAAAUCUUUCUACUUGUACUGAUGCUGACUGACAGGAUUUAACUAAGAAGAGGCUCGGGAAAUCAACUGCUUUUGUAUGUUGUGCUAGUUCCAAAAAUAAAUGUUUGCUGAAAAACAAGUGAGCUUUUCUUGUGCCAAAUAAAAAUGCUAAAACGA
Molecule: messenger RNA, 11740 nt
Organism: Pristis pectinata (smalltooth sawfish)
Lineage: Eukaryota; Metazoa; Chordata; Chondrichthyes; Rhinopristiformes; Pristidae
Gene: rnd2
Product: Rho family GTPase 2
Exons: 5
Coding region: 188-871 (227 amino acids)
Biological process (GO): small GTPase-mediated signal transduction
Molecular function (GO): GTP binding; GTPase activity
Source: RefSeq, a predicted model, not a curated record